AGUGUUGCGGUGGAUCCUCCAUCACUGACGAUUUUUAAAUCAAGGUUGGAUGGUUUUGUAAAAGCUCUGCCCGAAGAAUGAUUUUGGGGCAGGUCUUUGGCCUGUUAUACAGGAGGCCAGACUAGAUGAUCACAAGGGUCCCUUCUGGCCUUGGAAUGUGAGAGACCCUGCUGUGCUUUGUGUAAGUAACAUGUUGGUACUGUAUGAAAUCAGUGCAGCCAGUAUUAAAUGGAUUGGAAGCUGGCUAAUUGCUAGAUCUCCAGAAAUAAUUGGCCCAAUGUUCCUGGUCCGGUGCUAUUUGUCAGUGAUCUAGAAGAUAAAAUGCGUGCUGGGAAAAUUUGCAGCUGACGCAAGGGUUGGUUUAAUGGUGAGUAGUGGUAAGGACACGUCAGUUAUAUAGAGUGGUCAGGAUCUCUUGGUGAGAUGGACUCAUUUGUUUAACAUAAGUUUUUAGUACAGCCUGAUGGAAGAUCAUACACCUAGGAACAAAGAAUGUAGGUCACUGUAAUGGCAUGGGGGACUGUAUCCAGGAAAACAGUGUCUCUAAAAAGGACUCUGGGUCAUUAGAGAUGAUCAGUUGAACGUGAGCUCUCAGUGCGGUGCUGUGGCUGAGGGCUAUUGCGCUCCUUAGCUUUAUAGAUAGGGGAAUAUCAGGUAGGAGCAGGGAGAUAGUGUUACCUCAGUAUACAGUAUUAGUGAGAGCAUUGCCAGAUGCUGCAUCCAGUUCUGAUGUCCACACUUCAAAAAGAAUGUUGAAAAUUGGAAAAGGUUCAGAAUUGGGAAGAGGGUCUGGAAGAGACAUGAGGAGCACAAUCUCUCAUAGAUCGUCAGAAAGAUUAGGAGCUGGCUUGAUCAUGGUCUGUAAGUGGGGAGAUGAGUUCUGAUAGUAGAGGGCUCUUUAAUCUAUCAGACAAAGGCAUCGCUUGAUCCAGUGACUGGAAGAUAAAUUCAGACUAGGAUAAGGUGCAGCGGAAUUAAACAUUGGAGCAGUUUAUCAAAGGCUGUUGUGGGUUCUCUGUCACUUGAAGUCUCAAAUUCCAAGAUUUGACAUAUUUCUAAAAGAUCCUGCCCUGGCUUAACCAGAAGUUAUUGGACUUGAUGCGUGAUUGAGUGGGUGAUAUGUGACCUCUGUUGUUCAGGGGGUCAGACCAGAUGAUCACAAUGGUUCCUUCAGGACUUAGAUUAAUCCUGCAGACUCUGUUGGGAAGGAGGUGGAAUCAUGAGCCUCUCCAAAUUGUAAGCAGCCCAAGUAGUGUGAUGGGGCAGAACAUGCCUGACUUAAUGGGAGGGAGGUAACAGGGACAUGGCCCAGGUGGGUUGGCGGGAAGGCCGGGACACCAGCAUAGAGGAAUGGUCUACAGAGAGUUUGCUGCAGUGGAAGGAGAUGGGAAGGGAACAGCUGCUGCCUGCACAUUUGAGACACUUGGGGAAUGGCUGCCCAGGGUUCCGAGGUCCUUCACUGUAUGGUGCAUCCCAUUUUUUACCUUGUCUGUCGCCCUCUGUUGGUUUCUCACCAUUCUCCAUCCCUUACCCUGGAAUCAGUUCGCCCCCCACCUGGAAUAUGAUUUGAUUUCUUUUGAUGACUCGAUUGUUUCUGUUGUGAUUUAUCGUGUUGUUUUUUUUCUUCCUUUUCCCAAUCCAGUUAUUGUGAUCACUCUAAGCCCUGCUCCCGCUCCGUCCCAACGAGCAGCCCUGCAGCUCCCUCUGGCGAAUGAUGGCAGUAGCCGCUCUUCUUCCUCGGAGAACUCUCCCCAGCAUCAAACGCACCAGCCGCGCCGCCCGCUGCUGGGCCUGCCCCAGCCAUCCUUCCCCAUCCCCAGGAGCAUGGAGAGUAUAGAGAUAGACCAGAAGCUGCAGGAAAUCAUGAAGCAAACGGGUUACCUGACCAUAGGAGGGCAGCGAUACCAAGCAGAGAUCAAUGACCUGGAGAACCUGGGCGAGAUCGGCAGCGGGACGUGUGGUCAGGUGUGGAAGAUGCGGUUCAAGAAAACGGGACACGUCAUAGCCGUGAAGCAAAUGCGCCGCUCAGGUAACAAGGAGGAGAACAAGAGGAUCCUGAUGGACCUGGAUGUGGUGCUGAAAAGCCACGACUGCCCCUACAUUGUCCAAUGCUUCGGGACCUUCAUCACCAAUACAGACGUCUUCAUUGCCAUGGAGCUGAUGGGCACAUGUGCGGAGAAGCUCAAGAAACGCAUCCAGGGCCCCAUCCCCGAGAGGAUCCUGGGGAAGAUGACGGUGGCGCAUGGGGUGGCCGUGUCCUUUCAGAUCGUCAAGGCGCUCUACUACCUGAAGGAGAAGCACGGCGUCAUCCACCGGGACGUCAAACCCUCCAACAUUCUGCUAGACGAGAGGGGGCAGAUCAAGCUGUGUGACUUCGGGAUCAGUGGGAGGCUGGUGGACUCGAAGGCCAAGACCCGGAGUGCGGGCUGUGCGGCGUACAUGGCGCCUGAAAGGAUAGACCCUCCUGAUCCCACCAAACCAGACUACGAUAUCCGAGCGGAUGUGUGGAGCCUGGGCAUCUCGCUGGUCGAACUGGCUACCGGUCAGUUUCCCUACAAGAACUGUAAAACGGACUUUGAGGUGCUCACCAAGGUCUUGCAGGAAGAUCCUCCCCUGCUCCCAAACAACAUGAGCUUCUCCGUGGACUUUCAGUCCUUCGUUAAAGACUGCCUUACUAAAGAUCACAGGAAGAGACCAAAGUACAACAAGCUACUUGAACACAAUUUCAUCAAGCGUUACGAGACACUGGAAGUGGACGUGGCGUCUUGGUUCAAAGACGUCAUGGCCAAGACAGAGUCGCCCCGCACGAGCAGCAUCCUCAGCCAGCACCACCUGCCUUUCUUCACCAGAGUCGUUGUGUCUCGGGCACCAGCGAGCCGAAGAAGACAAGUCCCUCUCUAUCUCUGUCCCAUGUCCCCGGGAUGGGAAGACUCUUUCCAACUUGGCUCUGCAUCUCCAGCUGGGUGAGAGAAGGCCCUUUCCAGCCUGGCCCUGCAUGUCCAGCUGCUUGAGAGCCUGAAGCCUGCAGCACUGCCAGAUGAGAGGCCUGUUCCAGUCCUGGCCCUGCAUCUCCAGCUGGAUGAGAGAUGCUCCCUUCCGGACGGGUCCUAUGUCUCGAGCCAGACAAGAGGCCUGUUCCAGUCCCGGCCCUGCAUACUUGGCUGGACAAGAGAAGCCUAUUUCCAGCCCUGGCUUGCGUCUCCAGCUGGAGAAGAGAGGACUCUUCCCAACCCUGUCCCGCAACCUCCUUCAGACAAGCAGGCUCUGCUGGGAACCUCAUACUUCCCUUGGCCCUGAGAGGCGGCGCGUCACCUGUUUAUGCCUCUCUCUUCACCCCUCCUGCCCCCCGAGAAACUUGGGGAAUGGGGAAGGGAGGCUGGGACCUUCGCUCAUGCACUGUGAACAAAGACACACACAUUUUUUUUUACUACUUAUUUAUUAAGUUUGGACUCUGCAGGGCUGCAGGCUCCCUGCCAUGCCCGUCCGCCAGCCAUCUGCGUUGUUGUUUUAUGUCUCUUACUUUUCUCUCAUGUUUUGGGAUUGUAUCAGGGGAGGGGGGUGGUGGAGGAGGGGGCACCUGGGGUGUGCGGCUUCAGACUUCACCUAGGAGCUCAGCCCUUGCUCUCUUUUCAGUUAAUUUUAUUUUUCCUUGGGGGCGGGGCAAGGGUGGGGCAGGGGAUGAUUCUCGCCGGAAGCAGCUCAGCUGAAGUGAUUUAUGCUGAUGAUUUUUUUUUUUAAUUCUGUUUUUGAUCUCAGGGUUUUUCCUGUUUCCUUUAUUUUAUUUUAUUUUUUCCCCUUGGAGUGCGAACAGAAGUUUUUUGUUUUUCUUCUGUCCGUGGCGUUGUAUUUACCAAAGUGAUCGCUGGGCUGCUAAGCAUUGGGAGAACAUGGUUGCAUAUUAUUUUUCUUUUGCUAUUUAAAAGGAGGGCGUGAAAGUGAAAAAAAAGAAGUUAAUUCUAGGGGGCAGAAACAAGUAUUUGCAGCCUGCAAUCUCCUCCAACCGCGGCAGCUGCGGAGUUGUAAAAAUCAAAGACACUAAUGAAACUUGAAGUUGUUCUUUUCC
Messenger RNA from Chelonoidis abingdonii (Abingdon island giant tortoise), 4063 nucleotides. The record is from RefSeq and is a predicted model, not a curated record. Lineage: Eukaryota; Metazoa; Chordata; Testudines; Testudinidae.